CAAACAACAAAGCCUCUUCAGCAUUUGUGUCCAAGUCCAUGUUGAUAGUCAAGAUAAACCGGAAGGAGGUUAAACCGCUCAGGAGAUGUGUGGCGGCACAGCGAAGACCACAAACCGGCCAGUGGGCCAGCAGGAUUCAGCCAGUUAUGUGAGUGGUGCUGUUUCUGGUGCUGGGAGGACUUACAAGACACUUUUCUGCACAAAGAUUCGAAAACGCGCCAGGGUAGGAAGGGGCACUGAUCACACGGAACUCGACAACAGCUGGUCAUGUUCGGAGUUUGACCUGAACGAGAUUCGCCUGAUAGUUUACCAGGACUGUGAAAGGCGAGGCAGACAAGUCUUGUUUGAUUCUAAAGCUGUUCACAAGAUUGAAGAGGAGGUGGCAACUCAGAAAACAGAGGAUGUCCCUCUCAAAGUGUCAGCCAAGUGCUGUCAGGGAAGCAGCAGCAGCAGCAGCAGCAGCAUCUCCUCCCACAGCUCGUCCGGGGGAUCCUCGCAACACGCAAAGGAGCAGCUUCCCAAGUACCAGUACACAAGACCAGCAUCAGAUGUCAACAUGCUAGGGGAAAUGAUGUUUGGCUCCGUUGCAAUGAGUUACAAGGGCUCCACUUUGAAGAUACACUAUAUACGCUCUCCUCCACAGCUGAUGAUUAGUAAAGUGUUCUCUGCUAGAAUGGGCAGCUUCUGCGGAAGUACAAAUAACUUGCAAGACAGCUUUGAAUACAUCAACCAAGACCCCAAUUUGGGAAAGCUGAACACAAAUCAGAAUAAUUUUGGUCCUUGUCGUGCUGGAAGUAACUUAGGUCUGCUGCAGGCAUGCAGCAGCAAGCUGCUGCAGGGGGUGGCAGAAGGAGGACCUCUCCGGCUUACCCGCAGUGCUUCUUUCUUUGCAGCACACAGCACUCCUGUUGAUAUGCCAAGCAGAGGACAGAAUGAAGACAGGGACAGUGGCAUUGCUCGAUCAGCCUCCCUAAGCAGCCUUUUGAUUACACCUUUUCCAUCUCCAAGUUCCUCUACGUCCUCAUCCAGCAGUUACCAGCGCCGCUGGCUUCGAAGUCAGACAACAAGUUUGGAAAACGGCAUCAUUCCAAGGAGGUCAACUGACGAGACAUUCAGCUUGGCUGAAGAAACCUGUAGUUCUAAUCCAGCCAUUGUUAGGAGGAAGAAAAUUGCCAUAAGCAUCAUCUUUUCCCUGUGUGAGAAAGAAGAAGCCCAGAGGGACUUCCAGGACUUCUUUUUUUCCCAUUUCCCCCUGUUUGAGUCUCACAUGAACAGGCUGAAGAGUGCAAUUGAAAAGGCCAUGAUCUCCUGUAGGAAGAUAGCAGAAUCAAGUCUCCGGGUCCAGUUUUAUGUCAGCCGUCUGAUGGAAGCUCUGGGAGAAUUCAGAGGGACUAUCUGGAACUUAUAUUCUGUUCCAAGGAUAGCGGAACCUGUGUGGCUUACCAUGAUGUCCAGCACCUUGGAAAAAACUCAGCUCUGCCAGCGCUUUCUCAAGGAGUUCACACUUCUGAUAGAACAGAUCAACAAAAACCAGUUUUUUGCUGCCUUACUGACUGCAGUGUUAACCUAUCACCUGGCCUGGGUACCGACUGUCAUGCCUGUUGAUCACCCUCCCAUUAAAGCCUUCUCAGAGAAACGCACCUCUCAGUCAGUGAACACGCUGGCCAAAACACAUCCGUAUAAUCCUCUCUGGGCACAGCUGGGCGAUCUCUACGGAGCCAUCGGCUCUCCGGUGAGGCUGACGCGCACCGUGGUGGUGGGGAAGCAGAAGGAUUUGGUCCAGCGCAUACUUUACGUCCUGACCUACUUCCUCCGCUGCUCUGAGCUGCAAGAGAACCAGCUGACCUGGAGUGGGAAUCAUGGAGAAGGGGACCAGGUGUUGAAUGGGAGCAGCAUCACGACAGCCUUGGAGAGGGGGGAGGUGGAGGAGUCGGAGUAUGUGGUCGUCACGGUGAGAAGCGAACCUGCUCUCCUUCCCCCCAUCCUGCCACCGGCGAUGGUGACCACUGAGGGAAGGGGCCCUGGGCCCGAGGACCCGACUGGGACCCCAGAGGACAGUGACAUUAGAGACCUAUGUCCCAAACCUGACAAAGAAGGAAACAAGAGUUCUGCGGCCUGCAGCACGGGCUACCAGGACCCAGCCGUGGACAGUUCUUGGAAACCUCAGGAUGCAUUUUGUGGGGAUGAAGAAAGUGAAAAAGAGGCCCCACCAGAUGGCUGUUCACGGUUCUCCAGUAGUGACGCUUUGGGGACAGGAUCGAAGAUCAGUGAGGAGUUGAAAGGAGAGAUGCCUAAGAAGCUACCAGACCGGUCAGCCGCCUGGCCUUGCCCAGACAGACUUUCCCGGGAGAAGCCUCCCUUAGAAAAGGUCACUUUCCAGAUUGGAAGCUCCGUAUCUCCAGAGUCCGACCUUGAAAGCCGCACUCAGAAAAUGGAGGAGUGGCUAAAGGCCUGCAGACAGUACCCAGAGUUGGCAGGUUGUCCCGUGGGUGAGCCCAGGGUGGCCACUGCCAUGGCUCAGGACCAGCAGGUUUCUAGGUGCUCCUUCCUGCCUGGCUUCCGGCAGACGGUCUGCUGUCCUCAGAAUCGGCCAUCCGAGGGGAAUGAAGGUGAAUUUGACAGGGCUUAUGCUGAGGACAGAGGCUUCAGAACCAAGGCUGCAGCAGAUGCUGUUGGGCCGCUUGGCCCCGCUGCUGACUCACCUGCACCUGAUGCCAGUGCUGCAGGGACUGGACAGAGAGUGCCCGAGAGAACCAGGGGUUUGUAUCCGAAGGAGGAGGAGGGGUCUUUGGUAGAGCCUGUGCCCAGCAGGUGUGUGCAGCAGGACUCUGGCGUCUCAGUCGCUACAGAUGUCCCCUGUGGGGAUACCAAUGGAACAGCCAACUUCAGGACUGAAGGAGACAUUCCCAGAAAUGAGAGCUCGGAUAGCGCUCUUGGAGACAGCGAUGAUGAAGCAUGUGCUUCAGCUGCACUGAAUCUUGGUCAUAGCAGUGACUGGACCGAAGGGUCACUGGAAGUGGAGCUGCCUCUGCCCAGGUCUCAGAGUAUCAGCAACCCGAAUGUAAGAAACUUUGGCCGCUCCCUUCUGGCGGGUUAUUGCCCCACGUACAUGCCUGACCUGGUGCUCCACGGGACCAGCAGCGACGAGAAGCUGAAGCAGUGCCUGAUGGCUGAUCUGGUCCACACCGUCCAUCAUCCGGUGCUUGAUGAGCCGAUCGCGGAAGCCGUCUGUAUCAUCGCGGACACGGACAAGUGGAGUGUCCAGGUGGCCACGAGUCAGAGGAAGGUGAUGGACAACACAAAACUGGGCCAGGAUGUCCUGGUCUCCAGUCAGGUGUCCAGUUUACUUCAGUCCAUUUUACAGCUUUACAAGCUUCACCUCCCUGCCGAUUUUUGCAUCAUGCAUCUUGAAGACAGAUUACAGGAGAUGUACCUUAAAAGUAAGAUGCUGUCGGAAUACCUUCGCGGGCACACACGAGUCCAUGUGAAAGAACUAGGUGUCGUACUGGGGAUUGAGUCGAACGACCUGCCUCUGCUGACUGCUGUGGCCAGCACCCAUUCUCCUCAUGUCGCUCAGAUCCUCUUAUAAGCUAAAGCUCAGGACCGUUCUCCUUGGAAGAAAAAAAAAACAGAUUCUCAACUGAAAGAGCAAGGAAUAAGCUCUCUGUGACAUCAAAAGCAUAAGAAGAGCAAACAGAAACAGUCAUUCCACCGCUUUGUUUUGUUUUAUUUUGCUUUCAAGUGGAUGCUUCAUUGGAACUUAGGUUUACUUGACAUUACAGCAUGUGUGUUUUUCAUGAACCCUGUAGGCCUUCUGUUACCCAUGAAUCCACAGAGAGAGUGACCUUUGGGUAGGAGGAGGCAUGCGCACGACACGAAACACUAAGCUGUUGGCACUGUGGCCUGUGUGUGUGGGCCGGACGACAAGUGACUGGAGCAGGAGGUAAACUGCACACACCAUUCCAGUGGGAAACGCUCCAGAGCGCCACCAUGAGCCUUCCACACUGGAGAAAGCAGCUUUUGCUCUUCUAAGAAGAAAGUCAGAGAAAAGACUUCAGAUUCCAAGUCGGAGUUUGCUUUUCACAAAAGGUGAAGUAAAGAAAGCCACCUGUGCCCGCAUCAGCUCUGGUGGCGGUUGGAGCGACUGUCUGACCUAGAACAGGAGAAAGGACUGACUGUUGGAGAGAGGGCUGUAGGGACCCACUGUUCUCACAUCUUGGCGUUUACCUUGUCUCAGAUGCAGCCACAGGUAGGUUAGAGGCGGAUUGUUGGUGCAAUAAACCCAAGAAUCAAUGUAGCAUCUCAGUCCCGACGGGGUGGCGUUGGCAGCAGCGAAGUACCCAGUUUGAUAUCGUCCGUCUGACCGGAUCUGCCCGAGCUUUCGGCGGCCGCUGUGAGAGGCCGCUCACCAAAGUCUUCGAUAAGCUUGAGAGUGUUUCUGUUGCUAAGUUUUUCCAGCCAAAGCCACUUUCUUCUUGUAAUAGUUAAUACAAACGACUAUUUAUACUUCAAAAGGCACAGCUGUCCUAGUGGGAAAUGAAACCCGCAACAGUUCAGGAUGACUAAUGAAAGUAAUUAGUUUGAACAUUUAUAAACAACUCCUACAUGGUCUAAAUUUCUGCAUUAUCAUCUCUGUGCCUUCCAAUUCCUACAUACUUCACAAAACACCGUCCCAGAAAUGAACUCCCCCGUAGAAUCAAACCUGCCAAAAUGAGGAAUUGUUUAUUUGUUAGCAUAGUUCACUUUUUAAAAACCGUAAUUUUCUCUUACUAUAAAAGAAACUUUUCUUAGUUUACUGACCAUGAACUAUGACCAUGUCAGAUGAUGUACUGACAUCCAGGAUAAAGGAAAAGACUUCUUAAAAAAUUGGUCGUUAAAUGACAGGAGCUAAUCUAGUAAAACAAAACACUGUUAGCAUCUUGACGAUCUUGAGUACAGCUCAUUACAACCAGGCUCCAAUUUCCUUUCACUCUCUUAUAAAUUAAUUUUCGCCCUUUCCUGUAUCCUUUGUACCUAAGAAUAUGAAGUGACUUCCCUAUUAGGGGUUAGAAUGACUUCAGAUCUAUUUGAUGAAGUCAACACCAAGUUACACAAGUUUAUCUCUUCUUUUACAAGUUAAUUAUUUGUUUGAAAGAGUACAGCAGCAGCGGAGAAAAAUGGGUGUAUCGUUUCUUAGGAACAAGUCUUAGGAAUGAGUCAGAAUUGCUGCCCCCCCCCUUUUUUUUUAUGAUGUGAAAUGUAGAUGGGUGCAUUAAAGCUCUUACGAUCUUUAAUCUUUAUUUUAUGUCUUUCUUUCAUACAAUUGAAAUUUUCCAUUCUUUGUAGAUUUUUCUGUUUUCUUUUGCCUAACAUCUGAGUUUAUGUUUUAAAUGCUCUCGUUCCAUGACAUCAUCGCGUGCUGUUGUUACACACAGAGAACGCCCCUUACCUGUGGCUCGGCCCGCUCAUCAUUUGUUUUUCAUUACAUGUAAAUCCAUUGUGAUAGCUGACGUUGCAGCAUGUCCAUCUGCACCAGUUUAAAGCAUUCCCUCAUUUCUCGUUCCCUUUUCCUUGUUUACACGUUUUGGGCACUUUCCCUCAUUCACCACCUUCCAGGGUUUCAUAGAAAAUAACUCGAUACAAAAUCAGUUCCAUUCUUAUGUGACAUGUUGAAAAUUAGAUCCAUAUAGGGGGAAAUUGAGCUUUAAAAGGCUGAUUCUAAACUUGAUGCAUAAAAGAUUUUGCCUAGCCCCCUCAAAGCCUGAGAAGAUUUAAUUUGCCUCUCAAUCUACUUUUCCAAAACUUGCUCUUGGAAAAUGUCUGUGGAAAACCACAGGUGGGCCGUGUGUGGGAUGGUCUCAGUGGUACCCGGUUCCACACGCCUGCCGCCUGCCAGAACAGACCGAGAAUGUUGCUGCUUUCUUAGACCCCCCUUUAAACAACAUCCAGGUUUUGUUUGUCUUAAAUUCAACCUCUUCCCAAAAGAGGAGAAGAAGAAAAAAAUCUCGCGGACUUGUGCUGAGAUACACCCCCUCACACACCACACACCACCCAGUGGCUUCAUUCUGUCUUAGCCCGAGAGGCGACAAAGGGAUCCCACCCUCUCCCAUGCCCACCUCAAGAAACAGAUACAAUUUUUAAACAUGUUCUGAGAAAACUACCUCAGUUGACAAGAUUCCACCCUUAGGAUUUCUUCAACUUUUAAGUCUUACCUGUUGAGUGUAACUUUUGUAGCAUCUUUAAGCAAGCUAGUGAGGCGUGGCAGAGCAGAGUGCGCGCGCCACUGCGGCGGCCCUCUUUCUAGCCUGUUGCGGUUUUAUUUUUAAUAGAUGGACGAGUGAAAUGAAUGUAAAGAUAAUUGUGAACGUGUAAACAUGACAAUGAAAAUUUAAAAUGUAGCUUCCAUACUUGUGCAUAACUCCAAAGUAUUUUAUUUUUAUCAGUGUUAAAUAGCUUUUUGUACAGGCUUCAAUCCAUUUUUCUGAAGUGUGCUGUUUUUUAAUGAAAGUAACUAUAAUCUUUUCACAUCCCAUGGAACUGCCGUUUAUGCAUCACAACUUUUUAAACUUACCAUAUUUUUCAAAACUAACUUUUUUGGAGGGAGGAAAAUUUCUGCUUGCUAAACGAUACUAAACUGUUGUUCAACAGGCUUAUAAUUAGGUCCUGAGGUUUUAUAAAAAUUCAAUCUGUAGCUUUUUAGGUUCUUCACUAGAGUUAGUUGUACAUAAAAAUAAAGAAUAUAAAGUGACCCCGAAACACUUUUAAAUGUCUGGAUUUAUCCACUCUUAUGUACUUUUGAAAGUAUUUUGUUCAUGCAUACUUUAACCAUUAAAUCGAGUCUUUAGCUUCUCUUGGUAAAUGUGAACCAUUUGUUUUGUAUUGUGCUUUGGGGGAGGGGAUAUUUAAUUAGACCACUUGCCUAAAUCAAGCAGCCCCUCUAAAUGUUAAUUUUUAAAUGUCAAAAUUUGGUGAACUCUAUAUCUUGGAAGCAAGAUUGCAAUAUGCUUAUAUUUGAGUGGUGUUUCAAAAAGGAGAAAAUUCUGGGAUUUGUUAUAAUUGACGCUCCAGGAAGACAAAUUGAUAGGACUUUAUAUUUUUUAUCAAU
Messenger RNA from Molossus molossus (Pallas's mastiff bat), 7084 nucleotides. It is a transcript of the gene FNIP2, whose product is annotated as folliculin interacting protein 2. Gene Ontology annotation, molecular function: ATPase inhibitor activity; protein-folding chaperone binding. Lineage: Eukaryota; Metazoa; Chordata; Mammalia; Chiroptera; Molossidae. The transcript is spliced from 18 exons. The record is from RefSeq and is a predicted model, not a curated record. Bases 86 to 3589 code for a protein of 1167 amino acids. Gene Ontology annotation, cellular component: cytoplasm.